Penaeus indicus is the source of this 2106-nucleotide messenger RNA. RefSeq lists its product as uncharacterized. Gene Ontology annotation, molecular function: DNA-binding transcription factor activity, RNA polymerase II-specific; RNA polymerase II cis-regulatory region sequence-specific DNA binding. The transcript has 6 exons. The record is from RefSeq and is a predicted model, not a curated record. Lineage: Eukaryota; Metazoa; Arthropoda; Malacostraca; Decapoda; Penaeidae. The coding region runs from base 1 to 2106 and encodes 701 amino acids. Gene Ontology annotation, biological process: regulation of transcription by RNA polymerase II. Gene Ontology annotation, cellular component: nucleus.
AUGUCGAAGGUGAUGGUCGGUGGCAGCUCGGUUGUUGUGGAGCAGCGGAGGGAGCGAGGCAAGAAGUGGCGCUCUCUGACGCCCACGGAGCGCCGCCCGUACGUGGAGGAGGCCGAGCGCCUUCGCCUCAAGCACAUGGCCGAGCACCCCGACUACAAGUACCGCCCGCGGCGCCGCAAGCAGCAGCAGCCCAAGAAGCCGCCGCAGCAGGCGCAGGCGCCGCAGCCGGCGCCGCCGAGCGCCAACAGGACAGCGUCUGGGGGUCAGCAGGGGGGCGCGGCGACCCCCAGCACCCCGCCGGCCGUGAGCGUGGCCUCCUCGCUGACCCCCGACACCUCGCCCAGCAGCUCGCCUGACCCCGACCCCCCCGCACUCGGCCCGCGGGGGCAGCACCCCAGCGCAGGUGAGCGAGACCGGCGCCUCGGGCUCUCAGCUCGGGAAGAGACCAGAGCGCGGACGCAGACGUCGCGCUCGAGGUCGCCAGCCGUCGUGAUAGACCUUUUAUGCUCACCCACGCCGCCUUCUGCAGCCUCUGGCGCGGGCGUCGGAAGGGAAGGCCAGCUCUCGACGACGCCCGAGGUCUCACCAGGUGCGGGCACGCGCGCGCUCUCCCACCUCAUCUCCCUGUUCGAGCGCGCACCGGCCUUCCCCGACGCCUACCACACCCUCAAGAACAUCGUGUCGUCCUACAACCCAGCGCCUUCGCCGGAUACAGGUGAGGCGCAGUGCCACGCCCUCGGAGCCUCGGGGCUUCGAGGAGAGGCUGUGCCGGCCCUCAGGGACAAAGGGCUGAGGGCUUCGCUACGGUUGCUUCGCCUUGGAUUUACUGGCAGCGAAGGUGACGAAGGCGCAGACGGAGGCUACCCUUCGGCCCCGCCCUCGACUACCAACAGCACUCCGACAGAGGCGCCCCCACCGUCGCUACACGCCCGUGGGAGCCCUCGAGAGGAGUCCGCCCUUCACUGCCCUCCCGAGGACGUCGUGAUGGGGAACGCUGACGGGGAGGAGGGAGGCGCCCGCCACGAGGCCCCGCCCAUCAAGGCCGAGGCCGCCCUCCUCAGCCCGCGGCCCGCCUGCGGCUUCCCCCCGCCGCCCUCGCCCGUCAACGGCCACCCAGCCUGCGUCUUCCCCGCCCACUCCUCGCCGUCGCCCGCCCACCCGCCCUGCGUCUUCCCCGCCCACUCUUCGCCCGGGCCCGCCCACCCCACGCACCCUUCCCACUCCGCCCAUCCCGCCUGCGUCUUCCCCGCCCACUCCUCCCCGGGCUCCGCUCACCCAGCGUGCGUGUACCCCGCCCACUCGUCCCCCGGCCCCGCCCACCCGGCGUGUGUGUUCCCCGCCCACUCCUCCCCGGGACCCGCCCACCCGGCCGCCCCCAUGGCCACCUACGCCUUCCCCGCGGGCCACCAUCAGGCCUACGCCAACAUGGCCGCUCCCGGGGUGCUGGGCGCGUACCCCGGCUACAUGGGGCCACCCCCCCAGGGCCACUACUCGGGCAUGGGCCAGAUGGGCGCCGACGUGGACCUGGACGUGGACCGCGCCGAGUUCGACCGCUACCUGAGCGGGCCGGAGUGCGGCCCGAGCCACCGCCCGUCGCCGCAGCAGCAGCUGUCGGGCAUGGCGUGGGCGGCCCACCCUCCGCCUCCGUGCCCGCAGGCCCGCCUCGAGUACAAGCAGGAGCCGCAGGAGCAGUACCGGGAGGUGGCGCCGCCGGGCCACCAGGCGUUCCCCGACGAGGCCUUCCGCAUGCCGUUCCGCUGCGACCCGCUGACGCAGUACCGCGGCGACGGUGGGCAGCCCCCCUACGCGCGCCUCGACUUCCGCGAGCGCGCCGACUACCCCGACGAGGAGUACCCCCACCCGGAGGAGCGCAUGGGGGCAGCCUACCCCCACCAGCAGUACGGGAGGGCGUCCGAGAGGCAGCAGGAGUACCUGGGCGGGGAGCAGCAGCAGCAGGGGUACCGGGGGGCAGAGGAGUACCCCGGGGAGAUGUACCGCGGGGAGGUGGGCACGCCGGAGUACCCCGGGGAGCCCCCCCGGGGGUCGGUGGGCGGGACCCUCCUCAGCGCCCUGGCACAUAUCAGGAACAUGUACUUCGAGACGUAG